AUGUCAGGACUCUGCUCGUCCGAAAGAGGUUGUGGGUUUGAGGUGAAUUGCGAAGACACGAGCGCCUGUCGAUGGGCAAUAUUCAACGAAAUGUAUGAUUUAGGCAAGUCUGACUUUGUCGUGGAAAGCAUGCUUGUCGAACAAACCCAGUUCGAGGGCCACUGGGGCUCGGAUGGGGGGACAGGGCCGGGAGGAAAGCCACAUUAA
This is a messenger RNA of Protopolystoma xenopodis, 207 nucleotides long. The record is from the annotation of a GenBank genome assembly. NCBI's taxonomy places the organism in Eukaryota, Metazoa, Platyhelminthes, Monogenea, Polystomatidea, Polystomatidae.